Messenger RNA from Plasmopara halstedii, 972 nucleotides. RefSeq names its product cell cycle checkpoint protein rad1-like. Gene Ontology annotation, biological process: DNA damage checkpoint signaling; DNA repair. The record is from RefSeq and is a predicted model, not a curated record. Lineage: Eukaryota; Oomycota; Peronosporomycetes; Peronosporales; Peronosporaceae. Gene Ontology annotation, cellular component: checkpoint clamp complex. Bases 1 to 972 code for a protein of 323 amino acids. The transcript has 2 exons.
AUGGCUCGGAGCGACAAUGAUAUUGGCGCAGCACCGAUAUUGACGCUAAUCUGCACCACUGAGAGCGUCAAAGUUUUGGUGACACUACUGAGUUGUCUUGUGUAUGGCAAGCGUGAUCAACGCGUGCGCUGCGAUGUGGAUAAACGCGGUUUGCUGUUCACUGCACAUUCUAAAGGCAAAUCCCUGCAGAUCAAGACGUCUAUUGGACGAGAACUCUUCGAGACGUACAAGUUCGGCGCCGCUGAUUCUGCAAUAGAGGAUCAGGACGAGGAAGAAGAAGAUGAUGAUAAUGUGCAGCUGAGUUUUGCACUUAACGUAAAUCUUCUUAUCGAAUGUCUGUCAAUAUUUGGACCCUCAGCUCUCGCUACCACGUCACUACGGAUGACUUACGAGCCAGAGAGUGCAAGCUUGCUGCUUGUGGUUGAGGAUAGCGGCGUCAUGUGCGAGUGCUCAGUGCAGGUGUUGGAGCACGAAGAUGGUGACAUAGGUCAGCUGGAGUUUGAAAGCGCUUUUGAGCAAUCAAUGGUUGUAGCACGCUGUAUCAUACAGUCAGAGCCUUUGCGAGAUGCUUUUGCUGAGCUCUACGAUUUACCCAGUGCUGCGAGUGUCACAAUUGCCAUGGCAGAUGAGGACAGCAGAAAUCUAAACGAUAGGUCGGAAGCCCAGUGCUUAAGCUUGAGCGCCACAUCAGAGACAGGAUCAUGUGAGAUCGGCUUUUCGCCAACUUCAUCGGCAAUUAUUGAGUUUUCAUGUGCACCAUCAAGUGAAGAGAAAUAUGGUGGGAGUUGUGCGGCUACAUUUCAUGUUGCAGUAUUACAACAGGCAUUUAAGGCUCUUGCUUUUUCGAAUGAAACUUUCCUCCGAAUGAAUGGUAUCGGUUUCCUGUCAAUACAGCACAUGAUUGAAUGCGGUACAGGUGACAAAGCAUUCGUUGACGCGUUGAUCAGCCCUGAGGAUACUUCCAUUUCGUAG